CCUGGUUCACCGCAAAAAAGGAACUAAAAAAUACCAAAACAACUGUCAGUGUCACUUUCUCAUUCCUGCUUGUUGCCACGAAAUAUGGUUCUGCUCGACAAUUCGAACUUCAUACUCCGCCUGGAGAAGAUUGCCAAUGCGGCCAAGAAAGACUCGUCGUUUACGGUAACGUUCAAACGCUACGAUGGCAACAACAAGCCCGUGCCCAGAGCUGGAAGGCCACCGCUACCCAAGCCAGAUGUCUACAUGUGUCUGGUGCGAGCCCAGUGCAAGUCGCAAAAGAUUUCCACAGUUGUGCGCCAGGAGGAUGUGCCCACCAUGAUGGGCAUGUACUCGCAGUUCAUGAAGAGCAAAAUGGACGGCCUGAAGCGUGUGAAGAAAGUGAAAAGCAAGGCCAAAGCGGCCAAGGGAUAGUUGGGGCUAUGUUUUUAAUUCGGGGCUUAGGUAAAGAAUUUAGUUGCCUGUUUGCCAGGCUAUUCGUUUUAAAUGCAUUUUCAUCUGUA
Molecule: messenger RNA, 503 nt
Organism: Drosophila obscura
Lineage: Eukaryota; Metazoa; Arthropoda; Insecta; Diptera; Drosophilidae
Gene: Srp14
Product: signal recognition particle 14 kDa protein
Exons: 4
Coding region: 85-414 (109 amino acids)
Biological process (GO): SRP-dependent cotranslational protein targeting to membrane
Cellular component (GO): signal recognition particle, endoplasmic reticulum targeting
Molecular function (GO): 7S RNA binding; endoplasmic reticulum signal sequence receptor activity
Source: RefSeq, a predicted model, not a curated record